UCCAUGUGCACAGCCCAAUACAGCACCGAGUACACAGAUAGACAGCUGGGGCUAAAGCCCCGAGUUGCCCCCAGUAUAUAACGUGUCCUCUAGGUUUUAUCAAUCUGGGUAAAUCUUGUUAUGGCUUCCUGGUGUUAUUGACUUGUUGCUAUGGGUCGGAGAAAACCACAUAGAGAAGGAAGACCCUCUAGGGAAAAAGAAUCUCGUUUUAAGAAAACUCCAAAGAGCCUGGAUACGUUUACCAGUGAGGUGCACGAAGCUUUAAAUGCCAGCAUUCAGGACACAACGGCAGAAAAUGAGGCAACGAUCAAACUUCCUUGUCCACUUGCCAUGUGGGACUUAGGGCAUUGUGAUCCAAAACGAUGUACAGGACGGAAACUUGUCCGAAAAGGGCUGGUCAGGAAUCUGCGCAUCAACCAGAGAUUUGGCGGCCUGGUACUGAGUCCGAUGGGAACCUUAUAUGUAACUCCUGCAGACAAACAGAUUGUAGCAGACAACGGUGUGGCAGUUAUAGACUGUUCUUGGGCUAAACUGGAGGAGACACCUUUUGACAAAAUGAAGGGAGGUCACCCUCGUCUUCUGCCCUUUCUUGUAGCUGCAAAUCCUGUGAAUUAUGGCCGCCCGUGCAAGUUGUCCUGUGUGGAAGCUUUUGCUGCAACUUUCUGUAUCGUAGGGUUCCCGGAACUUGCAACUAUUCUUCUGAGAAAAUUUAAAUGGGGCAAAGUUUUUCUUGAUUUAAACAAGGAGCUGCUUGAGAAGUACAGCACCUGCCAAAGUGUAGAAGAAGUAAAGAAGGUAGAGAGUGACUAUCUAGCUGGAUCCAAUGAUCAAGAGACAGAGGAAAUAGAUCCUUUUGAUGUUGAAUCUGGAAGAGAAUUUUCCAAUCUUAACAGAGACAUCAGAUCAAAUGGAAUGAGACACGAUGAUGAUGACGAUGAUGAUGAUGACGAUGAUGACGAGACAGAAGAGGAGGAGGAAGAAGAAGAAGAAAACGGUGAAGAAAAUACAGAUGAAAAAGAAAGUGGAAAGAAUGAAGCUGAAUCAGGAGAGGAAAGUGAGGAAGCCGAAGCGGCAGCCGCCAAACCUGUUAUUUGGAAAGGUGUCAAAAAGCGACUCAGAGAUUAGUGGGUCUGACCUGCAGCUCACAGAAUUAGCAUAAGGAAGUGCAUAUUAUUGCUUGUGCACACCUCGUCAAAUUAAAGGGACACUCAAGUCAAAAUUAAACUUUCAUGAUUCAGAUAGAGCAGCAAUUUUAAGCAACUUUCUAAUUUACUAAUGAUCAAUUAUUCUUUGUUCUCUUGGUAUCUUUAUUUGAAAAGGCUGGAAUGUAAUCUUAGGAGCCAGCCCAUUUUUGUUUCAGCACCUGGGUAGCGCGUGCUGAUUGGUGGUUACGUUUAGACACCAAUCAGCCAGCGCUACCCAGGUGCUGAACUAAAAAUGGGCCGUCUCCUAAGCUUACAUUACUGAUUUUUUUAAAAAAAAAAAUACCAAGAGAAAGAAGAAAAAUUGAUAAUAGGAGUAAAUUAGAAAGUUACUUAAAAUUGCUGCUCUAUCUGAAUCAUGAACGUUUAAUUUUGACUUUACUAUCCCUUUAAAUGUAAAGGGAUGUCACUGUGCAAACCAUUUAUGUUGUGUGGUCAGUACUAUGCAGAGAGUGCGCACCUUACUAUUGCAAGACAGCUGCCUGUAUUAUUUCAUUUGCAAAUGUCAGUUUUUCACCCAGAAAAUAAAUUAAAUUAUUGAUUGUCAA
Messenger RNA from Bombina bombina (fire-bellied toad), 1750 nucleotides. RefSeq names its product TSR3 ribosome maturation factor (gene TSR3). The transcript is spliced from 7 exons. NCBI's taxonomy places the organism in Eukaryota, Metazoa, Chordata, Amphibia, Anura, Bombinatoridae. The record is from RefSeq and is a predicted model, not a curated record. The coding region runs from base 151 to 1125 and encodes 324 amino acids. Gene Ontology annotation, biological process: maturation of SSU-rRNA. Gene Ontology annotation, molecular function: rRNA small subunit aminocarboxypropyltransferase activity.